GUUCGGCUUCCAUGCAUGUCAAAAUGCACGCAUCUUCUCUGAAGUUGGCCUGCGGCGAGCAAGCGAGAAAAGGCUGACGGUGUCAGAAACCUGCCACCGCUUUCAUGACUUCGUGUUUAAGUAGUAGGCGUUGGCUUCUGCUUUGGCUUUUCAGUUCACUUUUGGAAGCACAAAUAUCACAGAUCCUAUCCAUAUCUACUAAGUUAAUUAGCUCAAGGGUCUCGGCCUCUUGAUCUUAUAUGUUAAUGAUCUUCGAUUGACGUGACCAUGGAGGCUAAAACUCUACGAAGAAGCUCAGCCUUCAGUGAUUAUCUUUUGAGCUUUUCAGGCGGUGGGCCCCAUGGGAGUGAUGAAGAUGAAUUACGGAAGCUGAUCGAAGUAAAGAAGAGUUAUCAGGUAAGGGAAGGAGCAGAAUCACCGUCGAUAAAACUACGCAACGGGAUUGGUGAUCAUCGUGGCUCUGUAAUCAAAUACGGGAAGGCGCUAUUAACAGCGGCUCAGCUGGGUGAGCUUCAGCGACAGGUGAUUAUAUACAAGUACAUAGCAGCUGGCCUCCCAGUGCCUUCUUCACUUGUACUUCCCAUUUCAAAGAAUGUGGCUUCAUCUUUUGGAUUCGAUAAUGGUGGAAACCAUAGACUAAAUCCAAGCUUAUCAGUUGUGGGUUUCAGUCCUCUGGCAGUUGAUUAUAGAAACAUGAUGGAUCCAGAACCAGGGAGGUGUAGAAGAACUGAUGGGAAGAAAUGGAGGUGUAAAAGGAAUGUGGUUUCUGGUCAGAAAUAUUGUGAGCGGCACAUGCAUAGAGGCCGUCAGCGUUUAAGAAAGACUCUGGAAGUCGAUGCUCCUAAUGCAAUACCAUUAAACAACUCAAGCAAAACUCCACAGAAUUCUAAAGUCAGCGGUUCCAGUUCAAUUCACUGUAACACCGCCUGCAGUGAAGUUGAUGCCAAAAUGACUGGUUCAACGAAGGCCGCUUUUAUGGUUAGUUGCCCAAAAAGCAUUAGCGCCAGCUUGAACCCUAGGGUCAUUGCUGGCUGCGUCAUGAUCCCUAGCACUGUUCCCACGGACUCCACCAUCACCACAGCAAUUGUGGGAACUAACGAGGGGAGAAGUAACAAAAAUCACAAGACUGAAACUAUUGUUGAUAUGAAUGUCAAUUGUAGUGAAAAUGUUAGUUUGAAGAAUCUGAUUGGAGGUAACAACAGCAGAAACAUUACAAAUACCAAAGGCCUUGCCUUUCAAGGACUAAACUUCUCACCAAAGAGUGUUCUUCAAGUUCAAAACUGUGGCACCACAUGCUUGUGCAGAAAUUACAUAGAUGUUGAACCAGGGAGAUGUAAAAGAACAGAUGGAAAGAAGUGGAGAUGCCGCAGAGAUGUUGUGCCUAGUGAGAAGUACUGCGAGAUGCAUAUGCAUAGAGGUGCAAAGAAGCGUGUGGAAGCUUCCCAGUCACCUGCUCUACUCAAUGCCAAUCCUGAGGUUAUCUCAACCACUAGCAGCUGUAUGCACCCUACUGCAAUCUUUCCCAAGAGAGGGCACGAUAUAAACUUAAACACUAAUCUCUCUAUCUCAAUAGCUGCAAAUCCUCAACCUGUGGUUAUCGGUAAUUCGAGUGACACCACUAUCAGCAAUAACAGUGACACCACCAUCAGCAACCCCAUAAUCGCUUCCUGCAAAGAUGGAGACUUCUCUUCUUAGUUCGGUCUGUAUGAUCUUGGUAUCUGUCCAGUUUUGUGUUUCUAAUCUAAUAUAGAAACAUGUAACCGAUGACCAUGUCAUGUUCCUUUAUCAAGUGAGGAAAUAUGUGAACAGAUAACAUCCCAGUGGGGGAUCUGACUGCUCUAACUAUGGAAAAGGCUAAAUAGAAUGGUGAGGGAAAUUGUGUUGAAA
Manihot esculenta (cassava) is the source of this 1887-nucleotide messenger RNA. Its product is annotated as growth-regulating factor 9. The record is from RefSeq and is a predicted model, not a curated record. The transcript is spliced from 4 exons. Gene Ontology annotation, cellular component: nucleus. Gene Ontology annotation, molecular function: ATP binding. Bases 268 to 1695 code for a protein of 475 amino acids. NCBI's taxonomy places the organism in Eukaryota, Viridiplantae, Streptophyta, Magnoliopsida, Malpighiales, Euphorbiaceae. Gene Ontology annotation, biological process: regulation of DNA-templated transcription; DNA-templated transcription; developmental process.